This is a messenger RNA of Effrenium voratum, 1747 nucleotides long. The record is from the annotation of a GenBank genome assembly. NCBI's taxonomy places the organism in Eukaryota, Dinophyceae, Suessiales, Symbiodiniaceae.
AGCUUCAGGCUCAGGAUAGUCACGGUAGGCCUUCCCCCCUGGGGGAGCUUCCUGCAACGUGAUGUAUGGGGAGGAUGAGCGACUCAGAGCUCUGGAAGAAAGCGCGGGCCUUGCGCCCAGCGCCAGCCCGCGCCGUGUUCCGUGGCGACUGGUGACGGCGGUGUCGGCAGUGGCAGGUGCUUUGGUGCUGAUCGCCACGCUGAGCAGACCGUCGCUUCCGGCGCCAGCGGGCUCCAUCACACCGGUCAUCAGCCUGGUAGAGAUUCUGCCGAAAGGCUACGAGAAAUGCUACAAGAACAAGACGUACUUCGUGGAGCAGUCGGGGCACUUUUCUCUUCAUGCCGCCGAAGAGACUCGUGUCAGUAGCGCCUUGGAGUGCCAGAUGCAGUGCGCCGAGACCUACCUAUGCGAGCACUUCUCCUUUUGGUCCAGUGGCGGGUGCUUGCUGACCAGCUACUCUGCCUAUCCCAGGAUGCUCGACGGGCCUCCGGGCGUGGCGGUUGUCUCGGGCCCCCGGGAGUGCAAGGCACCAGUGCCAGAGUACUCCAAGAAGCUGGCGCCGGGCGCGAACGUGCCGCCCUUUACGGCCAAGGAGGCUCCCGGCUGCGGGGGUCUCCACGAGGUCUACGAGAAGGUGUGGACAGCCGAGGGCGAGACCUUCUUUGACGAUUGGCAGUUCAUUGAGAAGAGCAUGACCCGUGGUGCGGAAUGGUAUCUCAACAGAUCAGAGGCACAGCGGCAAGCCGUGGCGCAUGCGAGCUCUGCGGGGGCCAUCAUCCGCGUGGGGGAGCAGGUGCAUCCCUUCAAGCGUCGUUCCUUGAUGCUGCACUCGCCACAGGCGUGGCGCCCGGAUGUGGGCUUUAUCGUGGCUUUGAAGUACAAGCACGUGCCUUAUGGCCCUGGGGUGUGGCCUGCCUUCUGGCUGCUGAACAGCGACCGGCCUUGGCCCAACGGUGGGGAGCUGGACGUACUGGAGUUCGCCAAUGACCAAACGGCCAAAGUCACGUUCCACACGGAUCAGAACUGCAGUCUGAAUGUCCCGAAGAUGCUGGACUGCGUCAAGGAGAUGUCGGACAUCACCGACGAGAUGAUCCCCAGCUGCCUCACCAACUACAGCGGCAACGCCUUGGGCUGCCUCCCUCCCCAGGUGAGGAAAGAUGGCGAGUGGUAUAGCAAGAACCCUGGGGUGCUGGUGACUGUGUGGGACGCCAGCGGCAUCACCACCUUUCACAUCCCCGAGGCGGAGAUCCCAGCGGAUCUCCAGAACGAUGCGCCCACGCCGAACAAGUGGCCUGCGAAGUGGCGCAUGGCCUUCAUGCCAUUCGACCCAGACAGCUGCGUGGACAUUGCACACCCGCAAGAGAUCGUGAUCAACAUCGCACUCUGCGGCGAUUGGGCAGGCAACGCGUGGUGGACCUGCAAGUCCUGCCGGAAAACAGGCUUCAUUCCGAACUACUGCAUCCCCGGGCAUGUCACUGAGCCGGCGACGGACUGCUGCACCAUCUACAUGUCCAACCCUUCUGCCGAGGAGCCGCUUGCGACACAGGCGUAUUUCGACAUCGAUUACGUCAAGGUCUAUGAGCCGAAGGGUGCCAACAUGCCAAAGUACGCGGCAGGAACCUACAGGAACGGAGGCGUCGGGGUUGGCGACUAGUGACCGCGCUGCGCGUCUCGACCGGACAUCCGGCUGCCGGCAUGGAGCGAGACCUUAGCUUCCGUUGCCACUUGAGCCGAUGCGAUCAGCUUC